UCUCUCUUCUUCAUCUUCUUCUUCGUCGUCGUCGUCGCCAGCAUCGCUCUCUGUCUCUCUUCCCCUUCUCUUUUCGUGCAUCAGAACAAUCUCAGCUCUGAAGAAACAGAGGAGGGAGAAAACGAAGAGAUCUCAGUAGAGAUGCCGCGAAUGGAGAACCAAGAAGUCCAAGAUUACGUCCCCAGCGCUCCCGCCGCUGCCGCCGCAACGCCACCGCCUUCGGGAGGUGCCACCGCCAAGCAGCCCCUCCCGGCGGCGAAGGGCUCCGACGGCAACUCCGUCUUAAAGAGGCUCCAAUCAGAACUAAUGGCACUAAUGAUGUGUGGUGAUCCUGGGGUAUCAGCAUUUCCUGAGGGGGACAACAUAUUCAGCUGGAAGGGCACAAUAACUGGGAGCAAAGACACAGCUUAUGAGGGCAUGGUCUACAAGCUCUCCCUCUCUUUCCCUUCUGAUUACCCUUUUAAGCCUCCAAAAGUUAAGUUUGAGACCACAUGUUUCCACCCCAAUGUUGAUCUUUAUGGCAACAUUUGCUUGGACAUUCUCCAGGAUAAAUGGUCAUCUGCAUAUGAUGUCAGAACCAUUCUUCUUUCAAUUCAGAGUCUUUUGGGAGAACCAAACAAUGAUUCUCCACUCAACACUCAAGCAGCAGCACUGUGGAUCAAUCAAGAAGAGUUUAGGAAGAUGGUGGAGAAGAUGUACAAACCAGCCUAGCUUUUCUUAUACAUUGGGCCCAGCAAAUGUGUACCAUCUCUCAUUGUCCACUAAGUGGGAGAAUUGAAAAUUUGAAAUUGUUCAUUCCUUCUUGUGCUUCUAUUGCUUUUCAUUUUCCAUGUGCAACUGAAACUAUUGUGUUUUCCUUUUAUCUCAGAGUUAGUAAUUUCAUUUCUU
Ananas comosus (pineapple) is the source of this 888-nucleotide messenger RNA. RefSeq names its product ubiquitin-conjugating enzyme E2 20-like. NCBI's taxonomy places the organism in Eukaryota, Viridiplantae, Streptophyta, Magnoliopsida, Poales, Bromeliaceae. The record is from RefSeq and is a predicted model, not a curated record. The coding region runs from base 142 to 711 and encodes 189 amino acids. The transcript is spliced from 6 exons.